UCCCUUUAUCCACACCUCUCUCUCUCUCUCAGCACUAUUUCUCCCUCAAUCUUUCACUUUACGCUCUGUAUUCCGUUACUUCAAAUUCACAAAAUCACAAACCCUUUCAAUUCAUCCGACCUUUUUUCUGUGUGAAUCAGAGAACAAUCACAACAAGGAAACUAAAUCGAAUUCAUUUUCCUUGCGGCGUCUGUUUGAACACAAGUUUCUGGGUUGAUUUUUUCUUGACUGUAAACAAGAAAAGGGAGGGUUAAUAAUCCAAAAAAGGAACUUGUUUUGUUUCAUGAUAUUUGCUUUUGCUUUCGAUUUCAUUAAAAUCGGUGAAAAAUCAUGUCGUGUCUACCAGCCGGCGGCUUCUCUGUUUCUGGGUCGAGCAGUUUGAUCGUCAACAAUCGAGAAAAGGGUUCUCCUCCUCCUAGGGCUAGCUCUUCAAUUGGGGGUUUGCAGUUUAGGAGCCCUAAUUCCAAGGAGAUUUGGGGAAACACUCUCGAUUUCCCAGAUCAGAGAGGUUUCAGCAAUUUGAGCAACAAAGCCCCAAAUUUGGACCCUGUUUAUGCACAAGGAGCUACUAUUUCAUUUGGGAAAACUCAAAAAUGGUGGGAGAAAUCUCUGCAGCCAAACAUGAUUGAGAUCGAUUCAGCUCAGGAAUUGGUUGAGCAUUUGAGAAAUGCUGGUGAUAGAUUGGUUGUUCUUAACUUCUUCUCUCCUGGUUGUGGAGGCUGUAAAGCUUUGCAUCCCAAGAUCUGUCAGCUUGCUGAAUCAAACCCUAAUACCACUUUUCUCACUGUAAAUUAUGAAGAACACAAGCCCAUGUGCUAUGCCCUCCACGUUCAUGUAUUGCCCUUCUUCAGAUUUUAUAGAGGUGCAGAUGGCAAAGUCUGCAGCUUCAGCUGCACCAAUGCAACCAUCAAGAAAUUCAAGGAUGCAUUGGCGAAGCAUGGAACGGAUCGAUGCUCCCUCGGCCCGACUAAGGGUUUGGAGGAGAAGGAGCUCGUGGCAUUGGCAUCGGUCGAUCUUAUACCGAAAGACUUGGUGCCACUCUCAUUGCCGAAGGAGGAGAAGGUGCACGAGUUGGUUGGAGCUGCGAAAUCGAGCUCAUUUAGCAGAGAUGAGAACAAGGUUGAGCUUAAGGAGGGCAAUGCCAUGGUUGCUGCUUAGGGUUUUUUCAAGAUUUGCAGAUGAUGAUAUAUGUAUGUAUGUGUGAAUCCCAACUUUUGUUUGGAGAUGUAAAUAUAAUUUCCAUGAUUUUGAGUGUAUUCCUGUGAAUUCAGGGCUGUGUGUUUUAGAUAUAAGCCCUGAAAAUAUUCGGAGAAUGGUUUCAAAAUGUAGCAUCAUUGAUUUGGUGGUGUUUUAUGAUUUCUCAUUUGGUGUUUUUAA
This is a messenger RNA of Salvia hispanica, 1377 nucleotides long. Its product is annotated as thioredoxin-like 1-2, chloroplastic. Lineage: Eukaryota; Viridiplantae; Streptophyta; Magnoliopsida; Lamiales; Lamiaceae. The record is from RefSeq and is a predicted model, not a curated record. Gene Ontology annotation, cellular component: chloroplast. Gene Ontology annotation, biological process: cell redox homeostasis.